AUGGUUAUAAUUUGGAUCUUGUUCCUGAGUUUGGUGCCGGAGCCCUGGUUCCCAGGGCGGGCCGCGGGGCUGCCCGGGGCCGCCGGAGCCUCCCCGAGCGACCCCCGGCCCCGCCGGGAUGCGGGGGGCCGCGGCGGCGUCUACGAGCACCUCGGCGGAGCGCCCAGGCGCAGGAAACUCUACUGUGCCACCAAGUACCAUCUCCAGAUCCACCCCAACGGCAAGAUCAACGGCACCCUGGAGAAAAACAGCGUCUUCAGUAUUCUUGAAAUAACUGCUGUUGAUGUUGGAAUCGUUGCCAUCAAGGGCUUGUUCUCUGGCAGAUACCUGGCCAUGAACAAAAGGGGCAGACUUUAUGCAUCAGAAAAUUAUAAUGCAGAGUGUGAGUUCGUGGAGAGGAUCCAUGAAUUGGGUUAUAACACCUACGCAUCCCGUCUCUACCGGACUGUACCCAACAGAGCCGGCACCAAGCGCAAAGCCAGUGCGGAGAGACUCUGGUAUGUCUCAAUCAAUGGGAAAGGACGACCCAGAAGGGGCUUUAAAACUCGUAGGACACAGAAAUCAUCUCUCUUUCUGCCCAGAGUAUUGGAUAACAAAGACCAUGAAAUGGUCCGACUGUUCCACACAAAUGUGAAAUACCGAGAGAGUCUCCUGAAGCCCCCAAGCAAGAACCAGCGAAGAAGGAGAGGACGCUGACGGGGAUGGGGGGAGCUUGUAUGGGGGCUGGAAGUGACUGAGAGUCUUCAAAAUGCUACUAAAAAAACUAACAGCUGUGAUUGUAUGACAGGCAUUAACGGACAUUUUUUAUACACUGUAUAAUAUAACUGAAAGUCACAUCACUUACUUCUAGCUAUUGUAGAAUUAUUAUCUGUGGUAAAAGAGAUGUGAGAUAAGGCACAUUCAAAUGUAAA
Molecule: messenger RNA, 911 nt
Organism: Haliaeetus leucocephalus (bald eagle)
Lineage: Eukaryota; Metazoa; Chordata; Aves; Accipitriformes; Accipitridae
Gene: FGF3
Product: fibroblast growth factor 3
Exons: 3
Coding region: 1-696 (231 amino acids)
Biological process (GO): cell differentiation; positive regulation of gene expression; positive regulation of cell population proliferation
Cellular component (GO): cytoplasm
Molecular function (GO): fibroblast growth factor receptor binding; growth factor activity
Source: RefSeq, a predicted model, not a curated record